AUGUCGGUCUCGUCUACAAAGGCUCCUGAGCCUACCCUCUUCAUUGACGGCAAGUGGUGCCACUCCUCCGAUGGCAAGUCCAGGGAGGUUAUCAACCCCUUUGACGCUAGCGUCUUCACCUACGUCGAUGAAGCCACAACAGCCGACGCUGAGCGUGCCAUUGUCUCUGCCAAGAAGUUCUUCACCGAUUCCGACUGGCCACAUCUAAAGUGCGCCGACCGAGUUCCCCUCCUUGCAAAGACAGCCGAGCUCCUCCAGCGCGACAAGGCCAUCCUGGCCAAGCUCGAGUGUCACGAUACGGGCAAGGCAUACAGGGAGGCUGAGAUUGAUGUGGACGAUGUGACAAACACAUUCAAGUACUAUGCAAAGGCUGCUCUGGACCUCGACCAUGAUAGGGUCAUCAAGAGCGAGUACUUGCCUGAGACGGCCAAGAACUCGAUUCGUGCUGAGCCAGUGGGAGUGUGUACCCUCAUUUCGCCUUGGAACUUUCCUCUGCUGCAAAUUUGCUGGAAGCUUGCACCAGCCCUUGCUACAGGCAACGUUGUGAUCAUCAAGCCCUCCGAGGUCACUCCUCUCACCACCAUCCACCUCACCAAACUGCUCCUCGAGGCGGGCUUCCCUCCUCUUUCCAUUCAACUCUUGACGGCAGCAGGCAGCAGCAUUGGUGACACAAUCUGCCAACACGACGAUGUGGACCUCGUCAGCUUCACCGGUGGUCUCCAGACUGGACGGAGGAUCAUCAGGUCAUGCGCUGAAGGCAUCAAGAGGUGUUGUCUGGAGCUGGGCGGCAAGAACCCCAACAUCGUUUUCGCUGACAUGCCUCUGGACAUUGCCAUUGACAAUGUCACCACGGCCGUCUUCUUCCACUCCGGCCAAGUGUGCUCUUCCGGAACCAGGCUGAUCGUAGAAGAGUCUAUUGCAGACAAGCUUGUGGCCGGUGUUGUGGAGAAGGCGAGGAACAUCAAGAUGGGCAGCGCCUUUGACGAGAGCACCGAGACUGGACCCCUCGUUUCCGAGGCCCAUUUGAAGAAGAUCGAGGCAUUCAUCGAAAUGGGCAAGAAGGAGGGAGCUAAGCUGCUGGUCGGUGGCUCGCGGCCUGACCCCAAGAAGUUCCCCGAGCUGGCAAAGGGCUACUUCUUCCAGCCUACCGUCUUUGACCAGUGCGACCGCUCCAUGAAGAUCGUGACCGAAGAGACAUUCGGUCCUAUCCUCACCGUCGAGAGGUUCAAGGACGGUGACGAGGCUCGAGCUAUCUUCCUCGCCAACGACACAAAGUACGGCCUCUCCGGCGGUGUGCAGUCGGGCGAUGUUGAAAAGGCCAACCGCGUGGCACGCAAGAUGCGUCACGGUACCAUCUGGAUCAACAACUUUGGCCCCUUCUCUCCUGCUGGAGAGUGGGGAGGAUACGGUAUCAGUGGUAACGGAAGGGAGCUAGGAGCUUCGGGACUCGACGAAUACAUUGAGAAGAAGCACAUCUGGGAAGAAACGCAGCCAGCCCUGACGGAGUGGUUCGCAAAGAGCAAGCUGUGA
Molecule: messenger RNA, 1530 nt
Organism: Microstroma glucosiphilum
Lineage: Eukaryota; Fungi; Basidiomycota; Exobasidiomycetes; Microstromatales; Microstromataceae
Product: putative aldehyde dehydrogenase
Exons: 5
Coding region: 1-1530 (509 amino acids)
Molecular function (GO): oxidoreductase activity, acting on the aldehyde or oxo group of donors, NAD or NADP as acceptor
Source: RefSeq, a predicted model, not a curated record